GACUGAAGUAGACGUCGCGAGAUUUCCGUGAUGGCUAACGAUAACUAGCUCACCGAGCCGACUAGGUGCUGGGACACCGGGUCCUCUACAGUUGCAGACGCUGCUCUGGAUCGUAAACAGUAAAUCGGAGCGGGCACCAAAAGGACAAGCUGGCUGUUGGACUUAAGCUUCAUAACUGACCCGUGGACAGUCCGUGGCUCCCGUCCUUUAAUCGCCAGAUUUUUUUUCAGAAAACCGUUGGUUAAUUCUCCCCAGAAGUCAUCCAGCCACAUCUUGGAUCUUUAGCCCUCCAGGCAAGACAGUGGCAGAGGCAGAGCCAUCAGAGAUCACAUCAGGGCUCCAUGAGCACCACGGGGCAGCACGGGGGGAGUGUGCGUACUCGCCGAAACCUUGUCCGGGACAAGGAUCAGAGGCCAGGCGUGGGCAUGGAGGCGGCCUGCUGGCUGUCUCCUGGAGUGCUGCGCAGGCUGAUCGAGCUUCCUUCUCCCCCUCUAUCCCGGCACCAGCUCAAGAGACUGGAGGAGCAUAGGUACAGCAGUGCUGGACGCUCACUGCUGGAGCCUCUGAUGCAGCGCUAUUGGGAGUGGUUGGUUGGACAGGUCCCUUCCUGGAUUGCCCCCAACCUCAUCACCAUCAUCGGCCUGGCCACCAAUGUCUUCACCACCCUUGUGCUUGUCUAUUACUGCCCGACUGCUACUGAGCAGGCUCCUCUGUGGGCAUACCUAAUGUGUGCAGUGGGUCUCUUUAUCUACCAGUCAUUGGAUGCUAUUGAUGGGAAACAGGCCAGACGCACCAAUAGCAGUUCUCCACUGGGCGAGCUGUUUGACCAUGGCUGUGACUCUCUCUCUACAGUGUUUGUUGUACUGGGAACCAGUAUAGCAGUGCAGCUGGGCACCAACCCAGACUGGAUGUUCUUCUGCUGCUUCGCUGGGAUGUUUAUGUUCUACUGUGCCCACUGGCAAACAUACGUGUCAGGAACGCUACGCUUUGGCAUCAUUGAUGUGACUGAGGUGCAAAUCUUCAUUAUAAUCAUGUAUUUGCUGGCCGCCGUGGGAGGAUCUGCUUUUUGGCAGUCACUGAUUCCCGUCCUAAAUAUCCAGAUGAAAAUGAUUCCGGCCAUUUGUACUUUAUUAGGUGCCAUCUUCUCUUGCACAAAUUACUUCAGAGUUAUAUUUACUGGAGGUGUUGGUAAAAAUGGAUCCACAAUAGCUGGAACCAGUGUCCUCUCUCCUGUCCUACAUAUUGGUUCAGUUAUAAUUUUGGCAAUGAUGAUAUACAAAAAGUCUGCUGUCCAGCUCUUCGAGAAACAUCCAUGUCUUUAUAUCUUGGCGUUUGGCUUCGUAUCGGCCAAAAUCACAAAUAAAUUAGUUGUUGCACAUAUGACAAAAAGUGAGAUGAAUCUCCAUGAUUUAGCCUUCUUGGGGCCAGGAUUACUGUUUCUUGAUCAGUAUUUCAAUAGUUUUAUUGAUGAGUACCUGGUACUCUGGAUUGCACUGAUCAUUUCCCUGUUUGACCUGGUGCGCUACUGUGUCAGUGUUUGCAACCAGAUUGCCUGCCAUCUUCACAUUUUUGUUUUCAAAAUCAAGCCUUUGCUUAGUCCGCAGUCCAGCUAAUCACUGAGGGGACGCCAGCCGUUACUGACUCUGUCCCUUCCACUUAGUCGCACUCAUCUUCUCUUUCCUCAGUUUUACUUCUAAAGAGGCAGGAGUCGGUGUGGUGUAGAGUAUGUGCUUCUGCCAACUGAAUGUGAGGACAAAUAUUACACAAUAGGAUACUGGAAUAUUACUGUCAUUUUUUCUUUUCUAUGUUUUUUUUUUUCCACCAAUACCGAAUUGAAUUUCUGACAAAUUCAUGGCUACAAUGAGCAAAUGUUUCAGAUGAGUACAGGUGCUACUUGGUGCGUCCAAGGAGAGAAACUUAAAUGUGUUUUAACUGUAUAAGUGCAAGAAAAUAAGGAACGAAUCAAGGUUUUUGCUUUUCAUGAUAAGGAUUUUUGUAAUAUUUGCCUAACUUUAACUUUUGCUAUUGUAAAUAGGAAAUUGUUACAGUGUGCUUCUCUUAAGUUAAAAGUCCUGCUACAACACAUAUAAAUAUAUAUAUAUACAUAUAUAUAAAUUUCAUGUAUUGGAUUUUUAAAGCAACGUCAUCUUCUGCACAUGAAUCAAAACUGUGCUGCUAUUUAGUAUCAGCAAAAUGUGUUUUUGGAGGAAACAGCAGCAAUUUUAUUUCAUUAUGUAACAUAUCAGAACAUACUUUUUUCUUUUCAUUUUUUUUGUACUUCAAAAAUAUUCACUGCCAGUCCAUUCUUGAUUUAAUUUGUUGAUAUUUCAUUUUACUUUCUGGAUUACUGGGUUUUGUCCACUUUAAAGUUGGUUAAUGAGAAGGUUUUCUUUGUUUUAUUUUUUGGUUACAAAAAACAUUUUCACAAAAGGGAAAGGAGAACUAUAUUGAGUUAGAGGACUCUUUAAUGGCAUUUAUAGUUUUGCAGGUGUAUAUGAGAGGCCUGAGAUACUAAUAGUGGCCUUUGAUCUCAAUAGUAAAUUCAUGGUAGUAAUUUCACACAUUUUGAACUUUUAAUUACUAAAAUGAAAACUUGUGUUUCAGUCCUGUUACGGUUCACCAGCUGUCUCAUCCACCCCGCCCAAAAAGAAAUCUCAUGAAAAGACCAAAUCAUACCUGCACGUCUCACUUUUAUCGCCGACUUUUACUAAGAUGUUUGCACCAGCUUGGUAUGUAACGGUGUGUGGUACAUUAUUUUGAUUAAAAUUUAUCUAAUUUUCUAAGCUGCUUGUUUUUCUAUUUUACCCUUUUUUUCUUACCAUUUUUGCUUGGAUUCAGAUGUAAAUUAGGAUGAAAAUAACCAAGGCUGUUAAUUUAUAGUAAUAUAAGAACAAAUGACAGCUAAAUGAUGCAAACUUAAUGACACCAAAUUGUGACUUUUAUUUGAAUAUUCUUCUCCUUAGAUCAUCUGAUGUUUUUUUUUUUUUUUACAUUUGUCUUUUCAUGGGAUUUGUGGAUAAGAAAUACCCAGACUCUCGUCAGACUGACGAAUGAACACAGUGCAGCUGCCUGACUGAAUCCUCCUUGUGAACUGUGUCUAUUAUUGAUCUCACCGUUUUCUCCCAAACACGUCUGCUGUAGCAGAACAGGUGCACAUGUGAAUGAAUGCGCAGGAGAUGAGAUGUAAAAACAUGCUCAUGUUUUUUGUUUUUCUUUUCUUCCUUUUUUGUGAUGAUCAAGUUUAUUAAAACCCCAUCUAUUCCAUGUGUGGCUGCUGCUGCUCGCUCACUUCAGACUGAUGCCGUGUUUAAGAUUGCUGCUGCUGGAGAGGGUUUCCAUUGCUGGUCUGGAUUCAUACAGACCAGGUUAUAAUUUCCUGCUUAUGCAUUUUGUGCCUGUUAAUUUUAGUUUUUUUUUUUUUUUUUUUUUGUUUUUUUUUUUUUUUUCAAAGUCUGUUUCUUAGACUCUACAAUUUUCUUUAACAUCUGUAAUGCCAAGUGUUCAGUCUCAAAAAGUGUGCAGUAUCUCAGUUUCCGUUAAUCUAUUUCAGGAUGAUCGGGGUGUUUAAUCAUCUAGAUAUCUGAAUAUAUCUUUACAUAAGUGUUUAAAAACCUGCUCUCCCAGAACAGUUUUUUUUCUUUUUAUAAAUUUAUUUGAGAAGUGAUUUUCUGAAAAUAAAAACUUUAAUUCGGAAGAAUGUUUAAUGGGUUUUGGCACUAUACAUCAAAAAAAAGAAAAAUCUUUCUUCUACCAGUUUUUUUGUUUUAUACAAGCAUGCCAUAUAUGCCAAAUCUCUGAUUUUUGACUCAUUUUAAAGCAAUCCAGCUUGAAAUUAAACUGUUGGAAUUUAAUUGGAAAUUUUGUAGAGAAGUAUUUUUGAGUAACAUUGUUUUUAAUAAAAGAUUGACAAAAAAAUUGAGAUUUCUUUCCAACACACAAAG
Molecule: messenger RNA, 3941 nt
Organism: Gambusia affinis (western mosquitofish)
Lineage: Eukaryota; Metazoa; Chordata; Actinopteri; Cyprinodontiformes; Poeciliidae
Gene: cept1b
Product: choline/ethanolamine phosphotransferase 1b
Exons: 10
Coding region: 342-1613 (423 amino acids)
Biological process (GO): phosphatidylethanolamine biosynthetic process
Cellular component (GO): endoplasmic reticulum membrane; Golgi apparatus
Molecular function (GO): diacylglycerol cholinephosphotransferase activity; ethanolaminephosphotransferase activity
Source: RefSeq, a predicted model, not a curated record